Molecule: messenger RNA, 273 nt
Organism: Microthlaspi erraticum
Lineage: Eukaryota; Viridiplantae; Streptophyta; Magnoliopsida; Brassicales; Brassicaceae
Source: the annotation of a GenBank genome assembly
AUGGGAUCGAGUUUCACAGAGGACCAGCCUCGUCAUCUCUUCAGAAGCUGGAUCACUGGACCGCGAGAAGCAAAGCUAUUUAAUUUGGAUGGACCGAAAAUUUGGUGGAGUCUUCUCGGUCAUCCUCUGCGACCUCAACGACACCUUCUGCUGCAGUGUCUUAUUUGUCCAGCUGGUCCACGUUCUUUCAACAAUAGACUCACGGUUUAUUACCCUUUAGACCAUCUUCAAAUGCUUCAAAACGGCUUCACAUCAGUUUCGAAUAGGCUCUAA